This is a messenger RNA of Prionailurus viverrinus (fishing cat), 672 nucleotides long. RefSeq names its product 60S ribosomal protein L26-like. Gene Ontology annotation, biological process: ribosomal large subunit biogenesis; cytoplasmic translation. NCBI's taxonomy places the organism in Eukaryota, Metazoa, Chordata, Mammalia, Carnivora, Felidae. Bases 1 to 672 code for a protein of 223 amino acids. Gene Ontology annotation, cellular component: cytosolic large ribosomal subunit; ribosome. The record is from RefSeq and is a predicted model, not a curated record. Gene Ontology annotation, molecular function: structural constituent of ribosome; RNA binding. The transcript has 3 exons.
AUGCCUCCUGGUGACCGCCUGCGGCAGCAUUCCUUAAAGCCAGUGACAGCCUGGGCAGGUUCCCAGCUGCUGAAAUUAGCCUGCAGGAUCCUUGAAGGCAAAGCCUAUGGAAGACAGACUCUGGAAGGCCCCCAUGACCCCUACUUCCUGGUGUUCACACGCUUGGAUAAUCCUCUCUCAGUAAGUGUGAGCAGGACCUGUGACCGGCUUCUAAGCAACAGAAUAUGCGGCCAAUAUGAAGGUCAGUCCGUUUUGGCCUCUGACCGGAGCACGAGCCGUAAAAGGCAUUUCAGUGCACCUUCCCACAUUCGCAGGAAGAUUAUGUCUUCCCCUCUUUUCAAGGAGCUGCGACAGAAGUACAACGUUCGAUCCAUGCCCAUCUGGAAGGACGAUGAAGUACAGGUUGUGCGAGGACACUACAAAGGUCAGCAAAUUGGCAAAGUAGUCCAGGUUUACGGGAAGAAACACGUCAUCUGCAUGGAAAGAGUACAGGGAGAGAAGGCAAAUGGCACAACUGUCCACGUGGGCAUCCGCCCCAGCAAGGUGAUCAUCACUAGACUAAAACUGGACAAAGACCGCAAAAAGAUCCUUGAGCGCAAAGCCAAAUCUCGCCAAAUAGGAAAGGAAAAGGGCAAAUAUAAGGAAGAAACAAUUGAGAAGGUGCAGGAAUAA